UGAAGCAAAUGCUAUAUUUAGAUAAUGUGAGUCGUUGCAUGUUCCGCCUUUAUAGUGAUAAGGGAAGUUAAAGGAUAUCACUUUAAAAUAUUGCCUUGACAAAAUGGCAACCGAAAUAAUUAUAAAAAAUCUCAGAAGUGUUUUAGAUAGUCGGAAAAAAACUGUUUUGGUGUUAAGAAAUAUUUACAAGGAAUGCCAAAAAGCUGGCAAAAAAUAUAACACAGCAAACAUUUUUACAAGAGUUUUAUCUAUUGCGGCUGGAACGGCUUCAGUUGGACUUGCCAUCGCGACGCCUUUUACUGCUGGGCUUACCGGUGCGCCUGCCGUAGUACUUGCUGGUGUAUCUGCUGCUAGUUCUGCUGCGUCACUCGGGACAUCAUUUGCCCAAACUAUCAGCGAAAAUGGCUUGAUGAAACAAGUGCAUGCGGCUCUGGAAGAAGACCGUAGGGCAUCUGCGCGACUUGAAAAUGCUCUGAGGGCAAUCCUUGAGAUUCAGUCAUUAGCGUUGGACACUACAAAGUUUGCAGCAAGCUUAGCGAAACUUGGAAUUCAUACACUGAAUAAAAGCGCAGAUAUUCUGAAAGCGUCUGGUAAGUCAAUGAAGAUUGUUGAUUCCGUAACGGAUGCCGCCCAACUCUUUGGAAAAGCCGGUAAGGCCCUAACCACAGUCAGUAAAGUUGUUUCGGCUGUUUCGAUUCCCGUUGAUAUCAUGCUGCUCAUUGUCGACCUGAAGGAUUGCGCUAAUGAAAAUUAUUCGGAAGCAGCAGCAAAAAUCAAGAAUGCUAUCGAGGAAUUGAUGCAAAUGAUAGCAGUAAUGCAAGACUUCCUUGCAGAACUAGAAGGUUGAGAAGAAAAUACAGAUAAAUGGCUACAUGCGUGAAACGGAUGUUAGAUACGUACAAUAUACCAUCCGUCAUUGGUUCAUUGCAUAUACAGUGCAGUUUAAAAAUCUUAUGAAUUAAAAUUAUUCAAGCAUUAAAAUUGGUUGACUAGGCAAGCUUGAAAGAGAAUAUUAACCGGUGCAUAUAUUCUGAUAAACAGAUAUUCCUCAAAUGCUGUAUUUAAAUAUAUAAGACAUUUCAAUGUACGUAUAUGAUACAUUGUUUCUGCAAAACAACGCCGCAUUAUUUUUGAUUCUGUCGUUGUUUAGUUUAUUAUAUAACUUCCUUUUGAUGGCUACAUCAACUACGUUGAUAUAUAAACCGCGCAUUUAUUAGACUAAAGGAUAAGUGUUUCUUUCAUUAAAAGAAAGCAAUAGAUUUCACCGAGGUAGCACCACAAACUGUAUUUUACGAGCAGCUAUGACAUGCGUGAACUAUUUCCUUUUAGUGUUCAUGAGGUGAAUCAUAAUCUAAUCUUAUACUGAAGUAUAUCAUAUAUACAUUUUUCAUGUUUUUCAUGCGUGUAUUUAAUAAAAAUGUAUAACUAUUGAUAAUUGAUUAGGAAAUCACUCCUAAAAUAAUCCAAAUGCAUAAAAGGAGUCAUUCCAUUUUAUUUUUUCUUCUCUGUAUUUGUGCGUUUACGUCGUCACAUUUCAGUACAAAUGAACUACAUGUACUUGAUAUUGCUCUAUAGUAUUAAUUUUCCAACCGCGAUGUUCGUGAAAUACAAUAUUUCGUUUUAACAAUUAAAUCAAUCCGUUAUAUUGUAUAUUGUUUAUUUGUAUUAGUCUUGUUUUAUCUGUAAUAAAUUUAUGGAUUGUUAUUUAGAUAACUACUGUAUAUUAUAAUGUGACUUUAGAAUUAUUUUAUAUUAAAAUAAAUGUUG
Mya arenaria is the source of this 1767-nucleotide messenger RNA. RefSeq lists its product as uncharacterized. The record is from RefSeq and is a predicted model, not a curated record. NCBI's taxonomy places the organism in Eukaryota, Metazoa, Mollusca, Bivalvia, Myida, Myidae. The transcript has 2 exons. Gene Ontology annotation, molecular function: lipid binding. Gene Ontology annotation, biological process: lipoprotein metabolic process; lipid transport. Gene Ontology annotation, cellular component: membrane; extracellular region. The coding region runs from base 104 to 847 and encodes 247 amino acids.